Messenger RNA from Leishmania major strain Friedlin, 2028 nucleotides. RefSeq lists its product as hypothetical. The transcript has a single exon. The record is from RefSeq and is a predicted model, not a curated record. The coding region runs from base 1 to 2028 and encodes 675 amino acids. Gene Ontology annotation, molecular function: protein binding. NCBI's taxonomy places the organism in Eukaryota, Euglenozoa, Kinetoplastea, Trypanosomatida, Trypanosomatidae.
AUGGCCAAGCAGAAGCUCGGCUUCAAGAUCAAGGGGAAGAACGUCUCCUACGAGGGCUACCCUGAGCGUCGCCCAAAGGACCUGAUGGACAUCCUGGUCAAAAUGGGCGUCGAUCAAGCUGUCGUGGUGACCACCUUUCGCGAAAACAUCGAGAACCACCAAGAGUACAGCGACACGCAGGUGAUGGGGAUGUACAGCGAAGCAAAAUCGGCGCGCGAGAAGAAGACUCGCGCGAAGGCCAGCAGCAGCCCCGGCCAGUCAGCUGCUGCCGCCGCCCCUCCGCAGCCGGAUACCGCCGAUGAGGCGGAGAGGCCGCAGAAGAUCUUACUGAACUACCGCGGCAAGCAACUCUCCUACACUGGUCUGCUCAGCGGCAAGCGCAACGCUGUGCUGCAACUCCUCUCCAAGCAGGAGGAGCUCACCAAGGAGCUUGCAGUGGAGACGUUCCACAUGAACCUGCCCGACGAUCCGUCCACGGAUGAGCAGAUUUGGCUCUUGGUGCAGGCAGUCAAAGAUCGCAAGAGUAGGAAGAACCAAUCGAAGGGCACGGAUACCGAAGGCUCCUCCGGCAACGGCGCGGCUGCGUCGCGCACGGCGGGCAGCAACACCAUGGACAGCAUAACCGGUAUGUCCGAGAGGGAGCGCGACGACCUGGACAACUUUAUUCUUCAGGUGCUGCAGCAGCCGGCGCCGGAUGUGGCCGAACUCUUGCGUGGAAAUCCGAAACGGCACAAAGACGUGGACGACAACACGGAGCUGGCACUGACAGCGCGCAUGUCGGGUAAGAUUCCGGUUUACCUUCAGGAAGAGAACAGCAGCAACACGAAGCUUAUCUACGCCACGGCUCACAUGAGCUUCGAAGAUUUUCAUAACAUUGUCGAGAAGAAGUUUGGCCGCAGGAUGACCAUGUCCUUCUACGACGGAGACGACAUCAUCAUGAUGGAUGAUGACGACGUGCUGACCAUGUUCCUCGAAAUGACGAUGCAGAACGACCCAAAGAAGGUCCGCCUCAUUUGCUCAAACCCUGAGCACCCAAAGAAGGUGGUGGACGACCGGUUGACGGACACCCGUCAGCAGUCCCUCGGCGGUGUGCAGGUCUCAACGACCAAGGCAUUGGCGUACUCGAGCGGCGAGCUCAACGUCAGCGAGAUCCGAAGCUACUCUGGUCACUCCCUCGCCGUCUACUGCUGCUGCUUCUCGCCCAGGGGUGACAUGUUCGUUACUGCCAGCCGUGACCGCACCGUCCGCCUGUGGAACUUGCGCACCGGUGUCUCCACCAUGAUGAAAGGGGGGCACAACGGCUUUGUGCUAUCUUGCGACUACUCGCCCAAGGGCAACCGCGUCGCUUCCUCUUCCGAUGACCGCACUAUCAAGCUGUGGAGCACGUCAUCAUGCAACAAGGUUGCCACACUCAAAGGGCACGAGGACAAGGUGUACUGCGUCAAGUACAACGCUACCGGAGAACUCCUUGUGUCCGCCUCCUGCGAUACAACAGUGCGCGUGUGGAACGCCGAAAGUCAGGCGAAGCUGAUGACGCUGAGGGGUCACUCCCUCGCCGUUUUUUCGUGCGCCUUCAGCAACACUGAUAGUGGCAAGUUCGUCGUGUCCGGCAGCGAUGACCGCGUUAUAAAGCUGUGGGACUGGGGCGCCAACAGAGAGAUCAUGUCGCUGGUGGGCCACAUCGGCACCGUCUGGACGGUUGUCUUCUCCCACAACGACAGGUACGUUCUCAGCGGCAGCAUGGACUAUGAACUCAUUCUCUGGGAUUCAAUCUCUGGCACGCGCCUGCGCUCGAUGGACGGGCACAAGGCAUCGGUGCACCACGCCAUCUUCUCUGAAGACGAUGCAUACAUCUUCUCCUGCGCCCGCGACUGGAGUGUCAUGGUGUGGCGCACCACAGAUGGCGAGCACAUAGAGACCAUCAUCGGCCACCUCAGCACUGUCUACCACAUGGACAUCAGGGAGGACAAGCUGCUCACCUCCUCUCUUGAUGACAAGAUCAAGCUGUGGAGUAUCAGGCACCGCUGA